UUGUGAUGCGGCCGUUGUUUUUGUAGGGUCGCGGUGAGGCUUGAGAAAGAACGGCCCAUGGAGCCGGGAAGCGCUUGGAGGACGGUAUAACCCUCCUCUAUCCCAUCUCCCUUCCGCCGCUUUGUUAGCGCAAUAAACGGUGCGGAGAGGAAAGGGAGCGCUUCCCAAGUACAAUAAUGGGAGCCGGGCUCCUUCCCCAUGGGCCGCCGCUGAGCAGCGGAAAGAAUGUCGGCGCGGGCCGCGGGUGACGUCAGGAGGGAGCAGCGCAGCGCGGCGGCGGCGGUCAGGCAGCGGCAGCGGCGGCCCCGCCACGGCGAAGGAGGAGGAGGAGGAGGAGGAGGAGGCGGCGGCGGAGGAGGCGGGAGCGGCGCCGGCCCCGCCGCCACCGCAGCGGCAAUGGCGGCCGUCGGGGAGCGCAGGUCCCUGCCCAGCCCCGAGGCGAUGCUGGGGCAACCCUGGAGCCAUUGGGUCGAUGCUGCUAAACUUCACGGGAACGACGGAACAGCAUUAGAAGAAAGUUUCAAGGAAUACGGCCGGAACCGAGAAGCAAUGCGACUUUGCCGAGAAGAUAUGCCAAUAUUUGGUCUUUGCCCGGCUCAUGAUGAUUUCUAUUUGGUGAUGUGUAACCACUGUAAUCAGGUCGUAAAACCACAGGCAUUUCAAUCACAUUAUGAAAGAAGACACAGCUCCUCCAGCAAGCCGCCUUUGACUCCUCCCUCUUCUUCAGUAUUUUCCCUCAUUUCAUCUUUCCCUUCAAAAAACAAAGGUAGCAGUGGAAGUGGGAGCAAUCGUUCAUCCAGUGGAGGUACUAGUGCAUCAUCAUCAAAUUCCAAGUUGUUGAAAUCACCCAAAGACAAGCUGCAGAUCAGCGGAAACAACAGGUUAAUGCAUUCGGUACAGCAUAGCAAAGUUCCCCAUGAUAAAAUUAUGACUCCAUCUGUCAAAGUGGAAAAGAUUCAUCCAAAGAUAGAUGGUGCCCAACUGAAAGCUGCUGUUGGUCCAACUUGUUCUACUACUGUGAGUUCCUCAAUAAAGACUGGCCUUAAUUGUCCCUCAAUACCAAAGCCACCCUUGCCUUCCCCUGGACAGAUACUGAAUGGUAAAGGUCUUCUCUCUGUGCCUCCAUUUUUGGAAAAGAAACCUGAAGAAAAUACAAAUAAUAGGAAAUUUUUACAUAAAAGAUUGUCAGAGAGAGAAUUUGAUCCUGAUAUAUACUGUGGUGUCAUUGAUGUGGAAACCAGGAAACCUUGUACUAGGUCUUUGACAUGCAAGACACAUUCCUUAACCCAGCGGAGGGCUGUACAGGGUCGAAGAAAACGAUUUGAUGUGUUAUUAGCUGAGCACAAAAGCAAAACCAGGGAAAAGGAACUUCUUCGACAUUCGGAUCAUCAUCAGCAGAUGCCCCCUCUCAGGGAACCACAUCCCUCACCUACUAAAACUUCCCAGGAGCUGCACCAAAAUUCUCAUGGAGUUACUCUUACAGAAUCAAAGCCUUUAUUACCUAAUAAACCCAAACCUCACCCCCCCAGUCUUCCAAGGCCUCCAGGCUGUCCAGCCCAGCACAGUGGAAAUGCCCCUAGUGAGUCUCCUUCUGUCCACGAGUCCCCGCACCCUCCCUUGCCUGCAGCUGAGCCAGCAUCUCGGUUAUCCAGUGAUGAGGGAGAAUGUGAUGAAAAAGAAGAGCCUGUUGAAAAACUGGAUUGUCAUUAUUCAGGUCAUCAUCCUCAACCAGCCGCUCUCAUUUCCCCAAAGUCCAAAAGAAAUCAGAAUACCAAAACACUGAGGAUCAAAUUGUUUUGCACAUUUGGUAGUCAGCAAAUUGGAAGAGGUUAUUACGUGUUUGACAAGCGGUGGAACCAUGUUCGAUGUGCACUUGACUUCAUGUUGGAGAAGCAUCUUAAUUCACAGAUGUGGAAGAAAAUUCCUCCAGCAUCCAGUAACACAGCAUCAGUUCGUGCACCUCAUCGGACAAACUCGAUGCCUGCUUCGCAGUACGGUGUCAGUGCAGCAGGUUUCCUCUUACCCACCACGGUUAUGUCAUCGCCAGCGUUGGUAUCUCCUUCCUGUGUGUCUCUGAAUAAUAAAUCGGUACCAUCACAUGGAACGACACUAAAUGCCAAUCCUGCUACUCUGGGUGCAGUGGAUCCUGUCUGCAGUAUGCAAUCAAGACAAGUGUCUUCAUCCCCUUCAACACCUACAGUGCUUUCCUCUGUACCUUCACCUAUGCCCAGCAAACCUCAGAAAAUGAAAUCCAGCAAAUCUUUUAAACCUAAGGAAUCUUCUGCUGGCAGUGGCACCUGUAACAGCACCGGCAGCGUCAGUAGCAGCGGCGGCUCAGGAAAGAAGCGUAAAAACAGUUCCGCACUGCUAGCACCUUCUCAUUCCACAGAGUCCUUUAGGAAAAACUGUGUGGUUAACUCUGGAAACUCUGGGACCUCCUAUCAUCCAUCGGUGACAGCUUCGUCCCACAGCGUUGGCCUCAACUGUAUGACUAGCAAAGCUAACUCUGUUAGCCUCAAACAUGACCAAUCAGGGAGGGGUCCUCCGACUGGAAGCCCUGCAGAAUCGAUAAAGAGAAUGAGUGUGAUGAUGAACAGCAGCGACUCCACGCUCUCCUUAGGGCCAUUUGUUCAUCAGUCCAGCGAGCUGACUGUAAAUUCACACAGCAGUUUUUCACAUUCGCAUACUUCCCUUGACAAAUUAAUAGGAAAGAAAAGAAAGUGCUCACCUGGUUCAAGCAGCAUAAACAGCAGCAGCAGCAAAGCAAAUAAAGUUGCCAAAUUGACAUCGGUGAACAAUGUUCAUGCAAAACACACUGGUGCAAUCCCAGGGACACAAGGACUGAUGAACAAUUCUCUUUUUCAUCAGCCAAAGGCACGUCCCUGAUAGCUGAAUGCACCACGGUGAGAAACGAACUGGACACUUUUCACUACAAGCAAAACCUCCAUCUGGAUUUCUGGACUCCAAGAUGCCUUGAGUUUUCCCAACUUCCCAUGGUCCUCAGGUGUGGAAAUCUACUGGACUGUCACUUAAACAAGGAAUUUCCCUGAAGCCAUGUCUGUAGCAGCGACUAUACUAGAAAUGGACACUGGAUGAAGUUCAGCCACAUAAUUGCUCUUAUCAGUGUUAACGGUGGUCUGGACUGUUUGCUACAAAUCUGUGAGAUUUUACUUACAGGAGUACAUCAUCUUGCCACUAUUUGACAUAGAUUGGCUGGGCAAAGGAAUGUUUUCUGGGGGGAAAUAAACGUUACUGUGGACUUAUUUUUAUAUUGAUGGUGUCUUUUGUAGGUGAUAGCUAACCAGACAGACACCCUCAAUGGAGAGGACCCCGUGACAAGGGGGAAAAAUGUGUGAGGCACAAUGGAAAGAAGCCCUCGAGAAGGGAAUAUGGCUUUAGUGUUUUUAUAGCAAUGUUCCUUUAAUGGAAUAGAAAAAUAGCACAAUUCAAAAACUAGUCUGUUUUGCCCAGCCUUUUGCAAGUAAUUUGGGAUAAGAAGCUAUCAGGAGUUUAAAAAAGACAGCAACAAAACAAACCCAACAAAACCCAGAGAAAACUUGUUUGAAGCCAUUGCUCAGAAAACAAGUAUAAAAAUGUUGUACUAGCAUGACACAAACCUUAUUUUCUAUUCUUUUGAAUAAGAUUUGAUUGCAGAAGAAAAUAAGUUAGGUUUGUUUUUUAAAAGAAUCCAAAACCAUCCAACAGACAAAGGCAAAUAAGCUCUAAAACUAUAUGCCCAAAGAACGUAUUUAUUGACCUAUGCUGUAUACCAUAGGCCUUUGUUAUUUAAAAGGAAUAACAAGUGUAUUGGUUAAAUGAGGCUGGAUUUGCCUUCCAGCUGGUAAAAAUAGACCUUUUUAAAGUAAGUAUUUAAAGUAUUUAAAUAUUUUCUAAAAAAACCCCAUAAAAGCCAGUUUCUUUAUGCCUUGUUUGUACAACUAUGUCUUUGACAUGUUACACUUCAAAACCACUACCCAGUUCUGGAAUAAAGGCCAAUUUGGCAGCAGAGCAUCCCACGCCUACCCAGGCUUUCUGAGUAAAGGAACUUUACCCAUUUUUAUAUAGUCCAGUCAGUUUUGAUGAAUGAUUUUUCUCUUGCUUCAAAACACCUCAAAAGUGAACUCCACUAAAGGGCUUAUUUAUCAUGAUUUGAUCCUCCUGGAUGUUUUUGUUAAGUUUUUAAACAUCAGGUAAAGUCUCAAAACUGACCUGAACUUUUAUUAAGGGGGCAAAGCAAAGGAAAACAAAUUCCUAACGAAGAAGAUAGGGUUUUUCUUCCUGCCUUAAAGGGGCACCAGCUGUUGCUGAGAAGAGACAAUCUGAGCCUGUCCAAUUGUUUGCGUAGCCCAGCCUUCUUCCCAGUUCUGGUGGCAAGUAGUAAGUACAUCAGGGAAUCCAAAGCCACUCUGAGUAGCAGUUGCGUAGUUGUUUACCUAACGAUGCUUUCAGUUUAACCUGAACUUGCUACGAAAUCAUUGUUAUAGCAAAACAACAAGAAGCCUCUAUGCAGACACUUUAGCUUUGAAUUGAUACAAAAGAUCACAUUUGAGAAAGCAAUGUACUUAGACACUUAUUAUGCAAACUUAAAUAUAGACAACUUUUCAGGAACAAAAGGAUUUGUAUUUCAUAAGGUGCCCCGGUGAAAGGAUUGUUACAACUGCAAUUGGGAUAAUGUAAAAGGAACCAAAGUGAUAAUGCCACAAAGAGAAACUGGAGUGAAAUCCAUGCUCCGAUGAAGCCCCUGGGGCAGAGCUUCCAUGUCGGGAUAGCGCCAGUCACAAGUGCAAUUUGACUCUUGAUAGGCACAGAGGUAAAGGAAACAGGAAUUUGGCCAAGGUUGACCACUAGUGAGUCUGUGAUCGAGCUCUCCUCUGGUCUUUGAAGGUUCUGUUGAUCUGAAAGCAUAAUGGCAAACUCGUGCUCCUUCGGUAGCGUGCAGCCGUGUUAACGCGGGAAUUCCCCAUUGCUGCUCAUGCAGUGCCCGUGUGGCUGGAAGCCGUUGGGAGUAAAGAGUUAGAACAUCCUAAAUCCUGUCUGCCCUUGAGCAUAGACCUGCUUAAAUAUUAUGUUUUCGAUCUUGGUUACGAGCAGAACAUUGUUCCUGAAGCUUUUUUUAUCGUCACGUAGUUCUUACUGUAAAUAAUUAAGGAAGCUUAACAAUUAAUUUUUCCGUGCAAAAUGGAAUUUGCAGUGGCUGGGUUGUUUCUAGACAGAUUUUGGUAUUAAUUUAAGAGAUACAGUUUUUAUAAGUCUUUCCAACUUCUCGUUACGACUCCUGCAGUUUUCUUAACCUACAAAAUUGCUGCAAUGAUGAACAAAGAAUUAUACAAGGAAAAAAGAAAAAAAAAAAAGACAAAAAAAACCAUACUUUUGUAUCUUUAUUUUGGAAUUUCUUGUUCUAUUAUAAAUAUUGAAGUAUCCCUAUUUCA
This is a messenger RNA of Strigops habroptila (Kakapo), 5429 nucleotides long. It is a transcript of the gene ATXN7, whose product is annotated as ataxin 7. The transcript is spliced from 13 exons. Bases 226 to 2886 code for a protein of 886 amino acids. Lineage: Eukaryota; Metazoa; Chordata; Aves; Psittaciformes; Psittacidae. The record is from RefSeq and is a predicted model, not a curated record.